AUGUGGUGCGACAAUUGCCUCCUCAUCUUCCCGCUCAAGCACGGCGCUAUCGCCUGGGACGUCUUGAUCGCGGUCUACAACCUGGCCGGCUCCAUCAUCCUCUUCCAGUACGGACAGUUCCUCUUCUUCAACUACCCCGAGUGGCAGAUCUACGGAGGCAUCGGCAUGGCCGUCAUGGCCAUCUGCGUCAUCAACAUCAUCGGCCUCAGCAACUCGUCGUACAUGUUCACCCGACUCUGCUUCUUCCUCUGGCCUUUCAUCCUCAUCGUCGUCGCCGUCCGCGCCGGCCUCAUGAUCUUCCAGCUGGACCGGCAGCAGUCCAAGAUCAUCUGGGAGUGCAACAACGGCGGCCAGGCGUGGGGCACGCCCCAGGAGGGCACCACCAGCACCGCCACCAUGCCCUCGGGUUUCUGCUCGGCCGGCUUCCACAGCCUCUACAUCGCCUUUGUCCUCUCCCUCCUCGUCGACUUUGGGCUACAGGUCUACGCCUACUUCCUCUGCUGGCGCUUCAUGAAGCGCAUCGAGCACUACUACGCCGUCGCCACCAGCGACAAGCACCUCUACCACCUCUAG
Messenger RNA from Pseudozyma flocculosa PF-1, 573 nucleotides. RefSeq lists its product as uncharacterized. The transcript is spliced from 2 exons. The record is from RefSeq and is a predicted model, not a curated record. The coding region runs from base 1 to 573 and encodes 190 amino acids. Lineage: Eukaryota; Fungi; Basidiomycota; Ustilaginomycetes; Ustilaginales; Ustilaginaceae.